CUUGAGCAAGAGAGAGGAGGAGGCUUGAGGCUCUAACAGAGACAAUUAGUUCUUAAUUUAGGGUAUGGAUCCAUCAAGCUUUGCCAACCAAUGGAAUCAGUUGAGCUAUCUAAAUCAGCAGCAGAUAUUGCCUGCAAAUAUUAGUGGAGAUCAUGACUUCCAACUACUUAACCCCACAGAGAGUGCUGAAAAUAUUUCCAUCAAUCCCUGUAUUAUGAAGCCUAUGCUCACUUCUUUCUCUACUUGCUCACCAAUUGAAGCUUCUCCCAAGAUAACAUACUCUCAAGAAAGGCCGAAGAAAAUCCCAAAGAUGAUAAGUUGGAGUUCUUGUGUCGAGCAACUUCCGAUUAACUUGGUGCCGAAAGAAGAGAUAUCGAUAGGGUUUCAUUCAAUUCAAGAUCAAGGUUUGAAGAGUAGUAGUAGCCAAGGGUUGAGGCCGGCUCAUGCUCAUGAGCAUAUUAUCGCAGAGAGGAAGAGGAGGGAGAAGCUUAGCCAGCGUUUUAUAGCGCUUGCAGCGGUUAUCCCUGGAUUAAAGAAGGCUGACAAGGCUUCAAUUCUUGGAGACGCGGUCAAGUACGUUACAGAGCUCGAGCAGACUCUGAAAUCCCUCCAAGAUCAGAAAACAAAAAAGAUAGUCGAGUCUGUGGCCAUUAAUAAAGACCACACUCUCUCUACAAAUAACAAUGACAGUUCAACUGGAGGAAGUUCAUUAGUAAUAUGUUCCCGCUCUGAUGAGAAGCCGAAUCAAAAUCCAUCAGGGGAUCUCUCUCCAGAAAUUCAAAUAAGGUUAUAUCAGAAAACAGUUCUCCUGCGAAUCCACUGCGAGAAUCAAAAAGGACUUCUACUGAAAAUUCUGUCAGAGCUCGAGAAGAUUCAUCUUACAGUCACCAAUGCUAAUGCUAUGCCCUUCGUCGGAACAUUUCUUGAUAUAACUGUGACUGCAGAGGCAAGCUAUAUACAUACCAAGUCACACAUGCAUGUGUGCGCAGACACUCACACAAAGAAUCUUGGAUAUGAGUUGUUAGUUCAUUUAGCAAGAUGAAUUAUAGAGAAAUAGAAAUGAUGAGGUGAUCUGCCUACUCUGACGUGACUAGCGGGACAGACAUUAUCACUGCUCUAUUUCUUGAUUGUUCAUUAGCAAAAUGAAAUGUCUUCUCAUAGCUACUUUUUCACAUUAUACAUACACGCAUAUACAUAUACAUGAUAAACAUGUACAAAUGUACACAUAUAUACAUAUACACACAAACGUAUGCAUACUUGCCUACCUACCUACCUAAAUACAUACAUGCACACAUGCAUAGAGACAUAUACAUAUACAUAUAUACAUAC
Molecule: messenger RNA, 1329 nt
Organism: Asparagus officinalis (garden asparagus)
Lineage: Eukaryota; Viridiplantae; Streptophyta; Magnoliopsida; Asparagales; Asparagaceae
Product: transcription factor bHLH18-like
Exons: 3
Coding region: 65-1042 (325 amino acids)
Molecular function (GO): protein dimerization activity
Source: RefSeq, a predicted model, not a curated record